This is a messenger RNA of Urocitellus parryii (Arctic ground squirrel), 2571 nucleotides long. It is a transcript of the gene Trim65, whose product is annotated as tripartite motif containing 65. Gene Ontology annotation, molecular function: protein binding; zinc ion binding. Gene Ontology annotation, biological process: positive regulation of autophagy. NCBI's taxonomy places the organism in Eukaryota, Metazoa, Chordata, Mammalia, Rodentia, Sciuridae. The record is from RefSeq and is a predicted model, not a curated record.
CUGGCAAGUGCCUGGGAACACAGUAUCAGGAAAAAGUGCAUCAGCGCCUCCGCUCAGGAGGGAGCAUUUAUUGAGCUCUAGCUGUGCCCUGGGGUCCUUAUCAGGUCCCACAUGUCUAAUUUAUUUAACUGCCCAAGCUUGCGGGGGGGGGGGGUGAAGGAGGGUCUACUCGGAUGAGGUUCCUUGAUGGUCCCUGGCCCAGAACCUCCAGCCCUGGCUACGCCAAGGAAGUGGGAGGCUGUCGGUCGGAGAAGGACCACGCAAGUGUCUGACCCGCGGUGCCCAGCACCUGCCCUAAUGGGUGCGUUGUCUUCCUGGGCAGGGUGCUGGCUCCUCCCGCGGUAGCCACGCCCGCAGCAGUCUAGGUCCCUUUAAGAGACGCCGGCCGGCUUUCCUGCUGCCUCCGCCAUGGCCGCGCUGCAGCUGGAGGACAAGCUGACCUGCGCCAUCUGCCUGGGGCUCUACCGGGACCCGGCGACUCUGCCCUGCGGCCACAACUUCUGUAGGGCCUGCAUCCAGGACUGUUGGCGCCGCUGUCAGAAAGAGUGCCCCGAGUGCCGCCAGCCCUUCCCCGAUGGCGCGGAGCUGUGCCGCAACGUGGCGCUCAGCGACCUGCUGGAGUUGCUGCGCCCCGGCGUCGGCGCGGACCCCCGUGCGGACCCCGGCGCUAGGGCGCGCUGCCCGCGCCACGGACGUCCGCUCGAGCUCUUCUGCCGCACCGAGGGCCGCUGCGUGUGCAGCGCCUGCACCGUGCUGGACUGUGACCUCCACGAGCGGGCGCUGCUGGACGCUGAGCGCCGCGAGCGCGAGGCCCAGCUGAGAGCCAAGCUGGAGAUCACCCAGCAGCAGGCCACUCAGGCCAAGACCCAGCUCCAGGAGCUGCAGCAACAAAGCAGCCAGAUCCAGAACUCAGCCUGCAAUCUGAUCUCGGUGGUCUCUGGCAAGUUCAGCUGCCUGCUGCAGGCCCUGGAGAUACGGAGGGCUGUGGCACUGAGAGGCAUCGAGACUGCCAAGACACAGGCACUGACACAGGCCCAGGAUGAGGAGCGGCGGCUGCACAGCCACCUGGAGGCCCUGGCUCAAUAUGGCCGCAGGGUACAGGGUCUCCUGGAGCAAGUGGAUGACCAGACCUUCUUGCAGGAGUCRCAGCAGCUCUUUGAGCCCCCAGAACCCCUUGGGCCGCUGACCCCUCCACAGUGGGAUGAAGACCAGCAGCUGGGUGACCUAAAGGAGUUGCUGAGCCUGCUUUGUGGCCUUCUCCUGGAAGAGGGGCACCCCUCCAGAGUGCCAGCCAAGGCUGCUGACUCGGGCCCUGUGGAGGCCCCGCGUCCCCUGGCACAGGUCCCAAGCACACGCAUGCUGUGUCCGCUGAGGAGAGAACUCUGGCAGAAUUAUCGCAAUCUCACCUUUGACCCAGAUAGUGCCAAUCGCUACUUCCUCCUGUCCCACCAGAACCAGCAGGUGAAGCACCAUCGCCAGCCCCAGGGCCCAGCCCGGCCAGGGAACUUUGAGCUCUGGCAGGUGCAGUGUUCCCAGAGCUUCCAGGCUGGACGGCACUACUGGGAGGUGCGUACUUCUGGCCACUCAGUGACCCUGGGCGUCGCCUACCCAGAACUGAUGCGACGCAAGCAGGGAACCCACACAGACAACAUCGGCCGUGGACCCUCGUCCUGGGGCCUCUGUGUACAGGAAGACAGCGUCCAGGCCUGGCACAAGGGAGAGGUCCAGCGCCUCCCCAGCUUGUCUGGGCGGCUGGUGGGCAUGGAUUUGGACCUGACCUCAGGCUGCCUUGCUUUCUACAGCCUGGAGCCGCAGACUAAGCUCCUGCACACCUUCCAUGCCCUCUUCAACCAGCCCCUUUGCCCCGUUUUCUGGCUCCUGGAGGGGAGGACCCUCACCCUGUGCCAUCAGCCUGGAGCCGAGCUCCCUCCAGGGUCCCAGGAAAAGAGCUCAGGUCUCAGCUGAGGAAGGCACAGGAUGGAACUCUUGGCUAUGGACAGGUACCUCUGUGCCUCAUAUGCCCAGGUGCAGGCCAGCCUCUGACCUGGGGACCUGAGGCCAGAGUCUAAAACAACAAGGCGUUGGCCUCUGUUGAGUCAGAGGGAGGCAAUGGGGAGCCCCAACUGAGUUUCCUUUUCUAGCUACUUUGAAGGGAACAGGGGCCAGAAGGGGGUGAAAUAGGAGACCCUAUCCCCGAGCAGAAGCUAGUUCUUAGCAUUACCUGGGCCUCGCACACUAGAGCAGCGCCCGUGUAGCCUUCCAGGAGAGCAUGUGGGACCAAACAAGAUCUCUCAGCCCUAGUUUACCCGCCAGGAGACCAUCAGAUGGAAGGAUCGGUCAGCACGUGGGCAAGUGAGCCACAAAUGACUCCAAGAAACAUUCUAAUGGCUCAAAUUUAUUUUCCCAUUACUGAACAUUUAAAUUGUUUUAUUUUUGGCUAUAAAAGUAUUGCAGAUGAAUACUUUUAGCAGGAAUUUUUGGCCAUAUUUAUGGUUAGGCUAAAUUCCUAAAGUAGACUUAUUUGUCAUUAACACAGUGAGCAUUCAUUCACUUAUUUAUUUAUUUUUUGUU